GGGAGGGACGCGCAGGAAGCGUGUUGCUUCGCCCGCUGAUCGGCAGAAGUUGAGAGGAGUUGUCGGCUGCCUCGGCCGGCCGGACUUUGCGAGCAGCCGGCGAGGAGCCGCCGCCGCCGCCGCCGCCGCCUCCGCGGAGCCUUCGGGGCUCCCUCCCUCCUGCCUGGCCCGCAGCGCGGGUGGAGAGAGGCGGGGAGGGGGUCGCGGGCGCGACAGGAACUCGAAACUGUGUGAAGGAAUCCGAAGCCGAUGAGAAGGGAGGAAAAUAAAACAAAGUGGAGACUGCAGGAAAGACUCCACCGUGGUUGAUGCUACACCAGCUCUCUCUUUCUGCACUAUCUCUGUAUCACCAAACCCUUGCUGGCUCUUAUGGGCAUGAAACACUCCUCCCGCUGCCUGCUCCUAAGGAGGAAAAUGGCGGAGAACGCGGCCGAGAACACCGAGGUGAGCAGCCCACCCUCUCAGCCCCCGCAGCCCGUCGUCCCAGCCAAGCCUGUGCAGUGUGUCCACCAUGUGUCCACUCAGCCCAGCUGCCCGGGACGGGGCAAGAUGUCCAAGCUGCUGAACCCAGAGGAGAUGACCUCGCGGGACUAUUACUUCGACUCCUAUGCCCACUUUGGGAUCCACGAGGAGAUGCUGAAGGACGAGGUGCGGACGCUCACUUACCGGAAUUCCAUGUAUCACAACAAGCACGUGUUCAAGGACAAGGUCGUGCUGGACGUGGGGAGCGGCACUGGGAUCCUCUCCAUGUUUGCUGCCAAAGCAGGGGCCAAGAAGGUGUUCGGGAUUGAAUGCUCCAGUAUUUCUGACUACUCAGAGAAGAUCAUUAAGGCCAACCACUUGGACAACAUCAUCACCAUAUUCAAGGGGAAGGUGGAGGAGGUGGAGCUGCCCGUGGAGAAGGUGGACAUCAUCAUCAGCGAGUGGAUGGGCUACUGUCUGUUCUAUGAAUCGAUGCUCAACACCGUCAUCUUCGCCAGGGACAAGUGGCUGAAACCUGGAGGGCUUAUGUUUCCAGACCGGGCAGCAUUGUACGUGGUAGCAAUUGAGGACAGACAAUACAAGGACUUCAAAAUCCACUGGUGGGAGAAUGUCUAUGGCUUUGACAUGACCUGCAUCCGGGACGUUGCCAUGAAGGAGCCCCUGGUGGACAUCGUGGACCCAAAGCAAGUGGUGACCAAUGCCUGUUUAAUAAAGGAGGUGGACAUCUACACGGUGAAGACGGAGGAGCUGUCCUUCACAUCCGCCUUCUGCCUGCAGAUACAGCGCAAUGACUACGUCCACGCCCUGGUCACCUAUUUCAAUAUCGAAUUUACCAAGUGCCACAAAAAAAUGGGGUUUUCCACAGCCCCUGACGCCCCCUACACCCACUGGAAGCAGACUGUCUUCUACUUGGAAGACUACCUCACUGUCCGGAGGGGGGAGGAGAUCUACGGGACCAUAUCCAUGAAGCCAAAUGCCAAAAACGUGCGAGACCUCGAUUUCACAGUAGACUUGGAUUUUAAGGGACAGCUGUGCGAAACAUCUGUAUCUAAUUACUACAAAAUGCGUUAGCACACGUGGGAGGCUGCAGAGAGCGAGCGAGCACGGAAACUCACCUCCAUCUGAGGCGCCGCCACAAGGGACCCUGUUUGCAGGACUACACGCUCCAAACCGGAGUCUGACACUCUGCCCUUGAGAUUGGUGCACUCAGCCGGCCUCCUGAGGGCCCUGCCACUGGACAGAGGGCCUCCAGCUCCUCGGCUCUGCUCUGGGGGCCCUUCUCAGAGGCUCUGUCGUCCCGACAGAGAGCCACGGCCAGCGCGGCAGCCGGGCCCCGAUGGAGGAGUCCACGCGUGUCCCCAUCGUCCUCCUUAACCGUGACUCUCGGACCUUCAAGUUUUGCAUGCUGCAGGCAUCUAGGACAGAUCGCUUCACUAGACCCUGGAGACUAGCGUCUUUGAUAGUAUAAGGCAGACUCUGUGCGCGCGGCGGUGCGCGUGCGCGGACAGCAUACCUAUUAGUUCCUUUACCCGGCACGCUGGUAUGCGCUUGCAGAUACAGCCAAGCGGCAACGUCUGUGUUCAUCCAGGGCUGUGUGCGUGUGUGCGUGCGCGUGUGUGUGUAGAAUAUAUAUUACUCUCAGAGGAGAUUCUGUUGCUUUCGAAUAGGAAUCUGUUUUGUGAUUAGUUCUCCCCCUUCCCCACCCCUUCCCAGCUAUGAAAUGUCCUCUGUACUAGCUCCGGUCUCCUUUUGACUAGACUGUGGCUCCGAACCCUGGACAUAGGACCAUGCACUCCGUGGGCGCUCAAUAAAUGCACAUGAGAGCGAA
Balaenoptera musculus (blue whale) is the source of this 2311-nucleotide messenger RNA. RefSeq names its product protein arginine methyltransferase 8 (gene PRMT8). Gene Ontology annotation, cellular component: plasma membrane. The record is from RefSeq and is a predicted model, not a curated record. The transcript is spliced from 11 exons. The coding region runs from base 370 to 1554 and encodes 394 amino acids. Gene Ontology annotation, molecular function: protein-arginine N-methyltransferase activity. Lineage: Eukaryota; Metazoa; Chordata; Mammalia; Artiodactyla; Balaenopteridae. Gene Ontology annotation, biological process: peptidyl-arginine methylation.